AUGACCUCUAUAGUAUAAUCAUCUAUUUAGAAAUUUUAUCAUAAUUCUAACUUGAAUUUGGUAAUACUACAUGGGUUGAUGGGAUCUAAAAACAAUUUUAAGACAGUUUCUUAAUCUCCUUUAUGGACUAGUCAACUCAAUUCAACACAUUUAUUGGAUCUGAGAAAUCAUGGGGAAUCUCCACAUACUCAGUCUAUGACUUUAGGGGAAAUGGCAGGAGAUCUAUCAGAUUAUAUAAAAGGAAUUAAUGAUGUUGUAUUGUUAGGACAUUCUUUGGGUGGCAGAGUUAUUUUUAAAUAUCUACAAUAAUAUGAAAAAGAAGUCUAAGAAAAAGUGAAAGGAGUAAUUAUCGUCGAUAUAUUGCCAAAAGCUGUUCAAUCAACAUAUGUCCAUGAAUUACUGAAAAAGCUAAUCUAAAUAAACUUAAAUCAAAUCACCUAUAAUCAAUUAAUGGAAAAAGUUUUUGAAGCCUCUCAAAAUAAAUCAAUUGCUUAAUUAUUAAUGACAAAUUUAUAAUCAUAACAACCGAUAAUGAGAAAGGAUAUUUAAUAUGAUUUUAAAUGGAGGGUUAAUUUAUAAGGGAUACUAAAUGAUUUUUAAACUAAUAUUUUAACAGACAUAACAGCUAAUUGGAAAGGUCCUCAUUGUGUAAUCUGUGGAGAUAGAUCUCAAUAUGUUAAUAAUUAGACGGUUAAUCAGAUGAAAAUGGUUUUCCCUAAUUUUAAGGAGGCACAUUUCAUUUAGGAUUGCGGUCAUUGGGUCCAUUCUGAAAAGCCUUAGGAAUUUAUACAAAUUGUGAGCUCAUUUAUUUAAACUUUAAGAUGA
This is a messenger RNA of Paramecium tetraurelia, 825 nucleotides long. RefSeq lists its product as uncharacterized. The record is from RefSeq and is a predicted model, not a curated record. NCBI's taxonomy places the organism in Eukaryota, Ciliophora, Oligohymenophorea, Peniculida, Parameciidae. The transcript has 2 exons. Gene Ontology annotation, cellular component: mitochondrion.